GAACCAUAGUGUGAAUGUGAACGUGAAUCCUCUCCCCUACCUUCCUCUCCCCUUGCACCGUUCCAUUUUGUAAACCCUACCUUCCUCUCCCCUCAAAUCUCUUUCAUCUUACAAAUACCCUCUACUUUCAUCAAAAAAAUGCACCAAGACCAGUUAAUAUAUCCAUCCAACAUGUACACAAACCUCCCAUUCCCAAAAGACAAACGUCUGAAUUGCCCUAGAUGCGAUUCCGACAACACCAAAUUCUGUUACUACAACAACUACACACUCUCGCAACCACGUUACUUUUGCAAAGAUUGCCGACGUUAUUGGACCGAAGGUGGCGGUACUCUUCAUAAAUCGACUAAACCAUCUUCAACCUCCAACAAACGUCCGGCUGAUCUUUCAGUUGUCACAUCAGGUGAAAAGCGACUCAAGAUCCCGUUCGAGCAACCAAUAAUUCCUGCCAGGGAUGUUUACUCAAUGAUCACAAUAAACUUUAAUAACACAAACAUGUUGAGUCCAACAUCCUCUUCAUCUUCUCCCACUUCUCCGGCCACCCCUCUCAGCCGCUACGAGAGCCAGAAACGCCGUGACUGGAACACGUUCGGGAAGUACCUGCGCAACCACCGGCCGCAGGAAAAAGCAAGAGGGGGGCAACCUGUUAUUGCUGUUGGUGUAGGGCUCAGCACAUAUGACAAAGCAUAUGUACCAACAGUAGAGUCGAUUGACAGAACUUUAAGGAAUUUUAAUUCCGGCAAAGACCCAGUGCUACUUCAAUUUUGGGAAUCCACGCCUUCUAAUUCAGACGACAUGGGAUGCAAUCUUAUGUUGACAGAUCAAACCUUUAUGUCGGCUCCAGAUAAAGGACUUGAGGAGUACAGAAGGAGAUGUCUUGAAAGCCGUUGUCGUUUUGUUGGAUUAGAAACAAGUGUGGGCAACUGGUUAGCUGGCCGAGCCGCUCAAACUGGGCUUGCAGACCAUCGGACAAUGCAUCAUGUGCUUAAUCACAAAGAUCAACAUUCUGUAGACAUCGGAAACAGGGGUCAGUUAGUUUUGCCUGUGUACGAUGGGAAUAAACUUGUGGGAAUCAUUGAGCUUGUCACGUCUAUACGAAAAGAAAGUUAUGUUGACUAUCUUGAACAAAUUCAACAAUUGCUGAAGGAUGAGGGCUUAAAAUCCGGUUAUAUGGGGAAGACGAUAAAAGUUAAAUAUGAUAGUUAUUUGAUCAGGUUUACGCUGCCCCUUUUAGCUGAUAUCACAGACCUGCACAGGGAAGUCAAAAAGAGAUUUCCGGAAUUAGAACACCGAACAUUCCGUGUGGAGUAUGAUGACGCUGGAGGUAACCGUCUUCUUAUUUCGAGUGGUGAAGACCUCCGGGCUUGCAUAGCUGAGUCAAGUCUAAAAGGGGGACGGUUCAUCAAAAUGUGUGUUUUGUUACACACAUAGUAUGAUAACAUCUUUUUUGUUCUUUUUUUUUUUUUUGUUAUAUGUAAAGGGGGUUGCUGCCCAGGAUUACAUAGAUACAUUAACUGGGUAAUUAGUUAGGGUGGUGAGGGGUGGGAAACCUGGACGCCCCCGGGUAAUUCCACAUGGGAUUGGCCGAUUGGGGCCCCCACCCCGUUGAGUAGUUUGGCGGAGUAAGAAAUCCGAGUACUACUACUCGGGUGUGUGCAAGCAUUUGUUGUUUUUUUUUUUUGUUUUUUCUAAAUAGAUAUCUUAACAAAUUUUAAAAUGA
Helianthus annuus (common sunflower) is the source of this 1717-nucleotide messenger RNA. RefSeq lists its product as uncharacterized. The coding region runs from base 139 to 1428 and encodes 429 amino acids. Gene Ontology annotation, molecular function: DNA-binding transcription factor activity; DNA binding; protein binding. NCBI's taxonomy places the organism in Eukaryota, Viridiplantae, Streptophyta, Magnoliopsida, Asterales, Asteraceae. The record is from RefSeq and is a predicted model, not a curated record. Gene Ontology annotation, biological process: regulation of DNA-templated transcription. The transcript is spliced from 6 exons.